Messenger RNA from Acanthoscelides obtectus, 621 nucleotides. NCBI's taxonomy places the organism in Eukaryota, Metazoa, Arthropoda, Insecta, Coleoptera, Chrysomelidae. The record is from the annotation of a GenBank genome assembly.
AUACGAAAUUGCUUACUUUGCUUCCCAGCAUUUUUGCAGACCUUGCAUACGUCUGUUUACCGUGCGUCAAAUAAGAAUAAAUACCACUAAUUGAGAUUUCAGCACUUUUCGAUAUUGAAAGGUUUAUUGUGGGUACUUCAUUUGUCACUUAAAUCACGUUUUAUCCCCAUGCUAUACUGUUGGCGUUAGUAGGCCGGUGUGAUUGUUUAUUCGGUUUGUCUUGGGUAAAAGACGUAAUUUCUUCUAGUUAACGUAUUCACUUAGUUCUCAUAGACAUCAUAAUAUGCAUAAAAACUCAGAAAAAUGUUAGAAGUUGUGAAGUCUGUGGUAUGCAAGCGGUGUCACCUGCCAUGUUCAGUUGCGCCAGUAAGCAAAGACCCAGGUAGAAGACUAGCACUUUUAGGAAUUCUGUUAGCCAUUAUCCUUUCGGCUAAGUCCAUGGCUGAACUUAGCGAGGCUAUGUCCGCUGAAAUGACUAUUCAGCCUAAAGAAGAUAGGCCAUUUACGUAUUGGCCUUGCCGAAUGGCUCGAUCAGAACAAGAGGCUGUGAAGGAGAUAGUCGAUGAUCUUCUGAGCAACAAAGUCAUACAUCUGUCGACUAUCACCGUUCGAGUGCGAUAA